AUGAAGAAGGCAAGGAGUCGAAUGACGGAGGCCUUCGCACAGAUUUCGUCGUCCCCUCGUGGAGAGCGGAGCGAUGAGACUGUGUUCGGGAAGCCCCUCGCCGAGGUGAUGAUGGAACAGCGCCUUCGAUUGCUGAAAGGUGGCUACACCCCGGCCAGCUGGACCUACAGUCCCGCUGUACCCUUCGUCGUGUCCGCCUGUAUCGCCUUCCUGCGCGCCAAAGGAGGCCUCACAAUGGAGGGCAUCUUCCGUGUGUCAGGCUUCCACGAGUCUAUUACCAAGCUGAGGCAGUUCUUCAACCAGGCUAACCUGGACGAUGAAGAACUGUUCCCGGGCUGCCACGAAGCUGCGGGGUUGCUGAAGCUGUUCCUCCGAGAGCUCCCCACUCCACUCCUCACAUUUGACCUCUACCCGCAGCUUCUCGAGAUAGCCGACGACGACAAAGACACGGAGGCGCGAGUGGAGGACGUCAACAAGCUCCUCGAGGCACUGUCCGACGACCAUUGCCAUCUCUUCCGGGAACUACUCAACCUGCUGCGCGAGAUCUCUACACACAACAAGGAGAACUGCAUGGGACCACACAAUCUGGCCACGGUGAUCGGACCGGCGCUCAUGUGGCCUGCGCCGGCCGCUUCCGUGUCGCAGACCGAAUCUACCCUCCUCCAGCUCCAGGCCAUCAACAGUGUAAUCAAGGUGGUCGAGCUUAUGAUCGCCCACUCGGCCAGCCUCACCUCGCUCGACCGACCAGUGCGACCUAUGUUGGAGCCCCUCGAGUCGGCGGGCUCGUCCUCGUUUGCGAGGCGCAGCGAGUCGGAAGAGUUGCUGGACGCCGCCGACAAGGGACUGCUGCAGCGACUCAAGCGGAUGUCGCGGAGCUUCCACGAGUCUCCGUCCAAGCGACGGCGCCCCGAGGAUGGCUGCGUCGAGGAAUGGGAGAAGGAGCUUGACGGUGAGGAGCGCAGCGAGAUCGAUUUCGCAUUCGACCCGGAGGAGCAGGCGCGACACAGCUUGCUGCAGGCGCUCAGGGAGAAGAGGUUCUCUCUCCCGGUGGGGCAGAACGUGCUUGAAGGCGUGGCCAAGGAGAUUGGCGAGGAGAAGGUUGUGUGCGCUGCCUCGCCAAGCCUGGGUCCGGCAGGCGAGUUGUCUCAGAUGAGCCCCGCCGUGUCAUCCCUCCACUUGGACAAGGAGAACCUGGACAACGUCUUGGUGCUUACUUCGCCCUACCGACCCUCCAAGAACCCCUCGCCUCACCCCAAGAAGUUCAGUCGUACCAGCUUCACGGUGGUGCGAGUGCGGACCAAGAAGGGGAGGACCACGGCGGGCGACGCUUUCGCUGACGCGCCCGCAUCGCCCAGGCCCCUCGGCGACCGGAAUGUCGCCGAGUGA
This is a messenger RNA of Acanthamoeba castellanii str. Neff, 1386 nucleotides long. Its product is annotated as RhoGAP domain containing protein. The record is from RefSeq and is a predicted model, not a curated record. Gene Ontology annotation, biological process: regulation of GTPase activity; signal transduction. The transcript is spliced from 7 exons. Gene Ontology annotation, cellular component: cytoplasm. The coding region runs from base 1 to 1386 and encodes 461 amino acids. NCBI's taxonomy places the organism in Eukaryota, Discosea, Longamoebia, Acanthamoebidae.